This is a messenger RNA of Coregonus sp. 'balchen', 1155 nucleotides long. The record is from the annotation of a GenBank genome assembly. Lineage: Eukaryota; Metazoa; Chordata; Actinopteri; Salmoniformes; Salmonidae.
AUGGCCACUGGCUCAAUGAUGGAGGUGAUGAGGACCUCCAACCAGCCUGCAACCUCCAGCCAUCCAACCCCCACGCCUACCCCCACCCACAAUGACUCAAACACCUGCACUACUCUGUAUGACCACAAGGAGUAUGCCAGAGUCCUAAUGCCCCUCUUCUACUGCAUCAUCUUCUGCGUGGGGUUGCUGGGUAAUGCCCUGGCACUGCAUGUCAUCCGGCCCAACCUGAAGAAGAUGAACUCCACCACACUUUACUCCGCCAACCUGGUCAUCUCCGACAUCCUGUUCACGCUGUCACUACCGUUACGGAUAAUCUACUACGCCCUGGGCUUCCACUGGCCCCUGGGGGAGACCCUGUGUAAGAUCACAGGGCUGAUCUUCUACAUCAACACGUAUGCCGGGGUCAACUUCAUGACCUGCCUCAGUGUGGACCGAUUCAUUGCUGUGGUCUUGCCGCUCCGAUUCGCACGCUUCCGGAAGGUCUCCAAUGUCCGGUACAUCUGCGUUGGGGUGUGGUUGCUGGUCUUAAUGCAAACUUUGCCCCUCCUCUCCAUGCCCAUGACUAAUCCGGAGCCUGACGGCUUCAUCACUUGUAUGGAGUAUCCCAACUUCGAAAAGGUGCCCAACAUCGCCUACAUGCUGAUCGGCGCCGUGUUCCUAGGCUUCGGAGUCCCCGUGGUGACCAUCCUAUUGUGCUACUCCAUACUGUGCUGUAAACUUCGCCUCUCGGCCAAGGCCAAUCACCUGACGGACAAGUCGGGGCGCAGCCGCAAAGCCAUCGGGGUGAUCUGCUGCGUCUCCCUGGUGUUCGUGGUGUGUUUCAGCCCCUAUCACAUCAACCUCCUCCAAUACAUGAUCCGAAAGCUGAUCUAUGAACCGGACUGUGCUGAACUCACAGCCUUCCAGAUCUCCUUACACUUCACUGUGUGUCUGAUGAACCUCAACUCCUGCCUGGAUCCAUUCAUCUACUUCUUUGCCUGUAAGGGUUACAAGAGGAAGGUGCUGAAGAUCCUGAAGAGGCAGGUGAGCGUGUCCUUCUCCAGCGCAGUACGGACAUCGCCCGAGGGGUCGUCCAGAGACGUCGUAGAUGGUAAGAAGAUCCACCUCAACAGCACUAGGUACGAACAGUGUGUCCAACAGAAUGGUCAAAGGUGA